AUGCAACUUGUGGUACAAACUAUAGUCUGCGAUGCUGGCGUAUUUUUGAGCAGGUGAAAGCAGCCUUGUUUAUAUUCGUAUCCCUGUGGCCACCAUGUACAAUGUUCAACAUAGGGAUAUUGUGGUGAGCAUGAAUAGAGGGACGAGGAAAGAAGAAGAGGAGCGAGGGGAGAAAGAAUUCUCCCAUCCUUCCUGCCCGCUUUGACUUUCCCCAACUCUUCGACGUUUUUCUCAAUAUGGCGGUUACACGAGCAGAAAGAUUCGGGCACUCAAAGAAAACGCAUGAGAAUGUAAAUUUUGAUUUGUUCUUGUGUUAAGUGUUCAGCCCCAGCUUCCUUACACUGGUGAAAGUAGCUACAGUAUCAACAUGUCUGGUGGAUAUGCCAGUAUUGGUGACCACAGUGUAACCAAUGUGGGAACAGCAACACAAAGGUGACGUAUACCAAAUAUUAUUUAUUGUUUAAUAACCGUUGCGCUACGUUCGUAGAUUAUAAGAAACUGUUCUUUAAUACUGUAAUCGCUAAAGGACCCUGCAGGUCCAUAGCAGGAGCCCAUAAAAAGGAUCGAGCAACGUCCAUGUACUUGUGUCACGACGUAUAUUUCAGAACGAUUGUGACGCGAAUUGAGAAUAUGACUCAUACAGGUCAGCUGAAAAUGUUUCUUUUUUUACCUUUAAAUGACGCUUUGUUUUCCAUAUUCAUACCUUAUAUACUUCAAAUGAAUGCGUUUUUAGAAAGAGUGCAGCUUGCAAUUUCGCGGAAAAACUGCUUUAAAAUUCCAUCUAAAGACAAGCCGGUCCGUGAAAACGCUGUAUAGUUCUUGCUCACAACCUCCGACUUAACAAUCGUAAAAAAGGGAGCUUGUCAUAACGGCUUUUAUGUAGUCACGCAUUCUGUUCACUUGCUUAUAUCUUUCAGAACUCCAAGUACUGCAGAAAGUAUCGAAUCUCCAUUUGGGUUUCCGGAGAGUAGGAGUGGUACAAACCCCGUGACUGCUAGCUCAGGAAACCCUACAGAAAGUGAAAAUAUCUCAAAUACCCCUGAAAUAACUACGGCGGUUCCUGAAGUGGGCAUUGUAGGAUCGUCCGAGCAGAUUGCAGUUGCUAGUGGUUCUCGCGGUGCAUUGUCUGGCAGUCCUGUUCCGGAGACAAAAAACUCAGGAACUCCCCCUCAAGAUUCAACCGACGUUACUACCCCUGAAAAAUCACCUGUGAGCGUUUCUGAAGCAGGCAGUGAAGGGUCUUCCGAGCAGAUUACAGUUGCGACUGGUUCUUGCGUAGCAUUGUCUAGUCCUGUUCUAGAGACAAAAAACUCAGGAAGUCUCCCUGGAAACUCAGCCGAUGUUAUCGUCUCUGAAAAAUUACCCGUGUGUGUUUCUGAAGAAGGCAGUGGGCGAUCCAUCUCGGGAAAGGAAAGUGCUGUCAAGGGUCUUGGAACAUUGUCCUACCCUGUGACUGAAAGUAAUCAUCCUAGAACUCCCACGCAAAAUUCAAGUGACGCUGCUGAUAGCCCUGGGAGAUUGCCAUAUCCGAUCCCUGAAUAA
Molecule: messenger RNA, 1542 nt
Organism: Porites evermanni
Lineage: Eukaryota; Metazoa; Cnidaria; Anthozoa; Scleractinia; Poritidae
Source: the annotation of a GenBank genome assembly